Messenger RNA from Capsella rubella, 1622 nucleotides. Its product is annotated as pentatricopeptide repeat-containing protein At3g25210, mitochondrial. Gene Ontology annotation, molecular function: protein binding. The record is from RefSeq and is a predicted model, not a curated record. Bases 76 to 1209 code for a protein of 377 amino acids. The transcript has a single exon. NCBI's taxonomy places the organism in Eukaryota, Viridiplantae, Streptophyta, Magnoliopsida, Brassicales, Brassicaceae.
ACCGGCCACACCGGAGAAUUAGCUUUCCCCGAGCACUUUAGAAGCUACACAAUAUCGGACUUUUCGUUCCGUACAAUGUCGGCGACACUCCGACGCCUCAUCCUUCUCUCCUCCGCUAAUCGCGUUUGUAUUUUAUCUCCGACGUGUCUGUCCACCGCCGUGAAUCGCCACCUAUCUCUGUCUUUCUCUUCUUCGCCGGAAACACACACCUCCCUUUCCCGGACUCGAACCAGAACACCACUCGAGACUCAAUUCGAAACAUGGAUCCAGAAUCUCAAACCAGGAUUCACAAACUCAGACGUUGUAACAGCCUUACGAGCUCAAUCUGAUCCAGAUCUGGCGCUCGACAUCUUCCGAUGGACGGCUCAGCAACGAGGCUACAAACACAAUCACGAAGCUUACCACGCCAUGAUCAAACAAGCAAUCACCGGAAAACGAAACAAAUUCGUCGAAACCUUAAUCGAAGAAGUAAUCGCCGGCGCUUGUGAAAUCAGCGUUCCUCUCUACAAUUGCAUCAUCAGAUUCUGCUGUGGUCGUAAGUUUCUCUUCAAUCGAGCUUUCGAUGUUUAUAACAAGAUGCUUCGAUCUGAUAACUCGAAACCUGAUCUUGAAACUUACACUUUGCUUCUCUCUUCAUUGCUGAAGAGAUUCAACAAAUUGAAUGUUUGUUAUGUGUAUCUUCACGCUGUUAGAUCGCUCACGAAGCAGAUGAAAUCGAACGGUGUGAUUCCGGAUACGUAUGUGUUGAAUAUGAUAAUCAAAGCUUAUGCAAAGUGUCUUGAAGUAGAUGAAGCUAUAAGGGUGUUUAGAGAGAUGGCUCUGUAUGGCUCUGAGCCUAAUGCUUAUACUUAUAGUUACUUAAUUAAAGGGCUUUGUGAGAAAGAAAGGCUUGGACAGGGUUUAGGGUUUUACAAGGAGAUGAGGAGUAAAGGGAUGGUUCCUAAUGGGAGUUGUUAUAUGGUUUUGAUUUGUAGUCUUUCAAUGGAGAGGAGAUUGAAUGAAGCAGUCGAAGUUGUGUAUGACAUGUUGGCGAAUUCGUUGUCUCCGGAUAUGUUGACGUAUAAUACAGUUUUGACUGAGUUGUGUAGGGGAGGUAGAGGUAAUGAAGCUCUUGAACUGGUUGAGGAAUGGAAGAAACGGGAUCCGGUGAUGGGUGAAAGGAACUACAGAACAUUGAUGGAUGAAGUGUAUUUUUUAAAUAAGGGAUGAUUGAUUUGGUUCUGAUCAUUUAGAUUUACGAUCAAAUCGCUGAGUUCGGAAUAGGGCUAAACGUUGGAUCAGUUUGGGUUAAGAGUGUGUUUCCUACUCUGUGUAAAUGAACCUGAAGAUCUCAGUAAUGAUCAAGAUUAUAUUUGGAAUCCACAUUUCAGGUUGAAGCAUAGGGAUUGUAAGACUGAAGACUUGGGCGAUGAUCGUGUCUAGAGAUUCUGCGGUUUCUAUUGUUUAAAUGAUCUUAGAUCUCAUUAUGAUGUAUCCUUUUAGACGAAUGAUGUGUAGAUGAGGUCCUAUAUCAAUGGUUACUAUUAUUUACAAACCAAAAGCUGUACAACAUUUGUUGAUUUACAAAUGCUCUUUCCAUAUAAUAUUACUGAUGUAUAACAUAGUUAUAACAUUUGAAUGUU